UGGCAACAAACAACCGUAUCGGCAUGGCAUGAAAUGUCAACGAAAUAUAUCAAAACUUUGUAAACAUGUGCGUUUAGACAUCGAAUGCUUCAUAAAGCAGUGAGUGAAGUGAUUCAAACGGUUUUUCAAAGUAAAGUGCUGAAGAGUUUUAAUCAAAACUAUAGUUCAAUUUGUUAAGCGAAGACAAGACGCGCUUCAAGAUGAAGGUUGAGGCGAAAAAACCAGGCCUGUGUAAAAUACACAAUGCACGAUUCUAUAACUUACCACCGCGUGCAAUCAAUAGCAUGUCUUACAAUCCGGAGACGUCUUGGCUGGCAUUGACACGGGAUGAUGCUUCGAUUGAAAUUUGGAAUAUUCAGCAUGCACCUUACCUUCAACAAACAAUAGCUGGUUCAGCAAUCGCUUCAAUCGAGGCGAUUUCUUGGUGUGGCAAUCGAUUGUUCAGCACCGGUUUGACCGGUGAAUUGAUUGAAUAUGAUUUGCGUACACAACAAGCCAGGCAUAGGCUUCUAUUGACUGGAAAUGCGGCUUGGUGCAUGGAUAUCAAUCGACAGCGAACACAUUUGAUUGCCGGCACAGACAGUGGUUUUUUGAAUUUAUUCGACGUUAGUUACGAGAAUGAAGUCAAUUUUGUGAAAGUGUUCGAUAAACAAGACGGCAAAAUUCUAUGCUGUAAAUUCGAUCCGACUGGUGAAUUUGUGGCCACCGGUUCGGCGGAUGCCAUUCGUUUGUGGGAGCUGAAAACGGGUCAUGCCAUUUACAAAAUGUCCGUUGGUCGCAGUGAAGCAAAAAAGGAAACAAUCGUUUGGAGUUUACAAGUGUUGAAAGAUUUGGUAAUUAUAGCUGGAGAUUCGCGUGGCCAUAUCACUGUUUGGGAUGGCAAAUUGGGCGCACAAAUCGAUAAUUUCCAAGCAACGACGUGCGGUGAUGUUCUAGCCGUGACUGUCAAUGAAGAUGAAACAAUAUUUGCGUGUGCUGGAAUCAAUCCGAAAAUUCGAUGCUUUGCAUUGACCGAAGUGAAAAGGGGAGACACAAUUACAAAGAGCUGGGUGAAAUUUGUCCAACGAUCAGUUCAUGAGCAUGAUGUUAAAGCAUUGCAAUUUGUUGGUUCACGCAUUUUUUCGGGCGGCGUUGAUGGUUAUCUCGGCCUUUCGAAUUCAUCGAAAAUCAAAGGUACCCAAACAACCAGCAGAUAUGGACCAUUUUUAGAAUCACCAUCAUCCGUUUUGGCAGCGCAGAAACGCGUUUUAUUGCUGAAAUAUCCAAAUUAUCUGGAAGUUUGGCGGCUGGGCGUGCCCACUGCAAACGUUCAACUGGUUGACGAUGAAUCGGAAAAGAGGAAAUAUUUAACGCUACAGGAGAAUUUGCACAAAUUGGUCGAACUUCGUACGGUAGAUGAUGCUUUGAUCGUGUGCACAACCAUCUCACCAAAUGGAGAGUUUGUCCUAUACUCGACCAGUGAAACAGUUCGACUGUUUCAUUUGACUUAUGAGAAUAACAAAGUGGGUAUUAUCAACCGCUUAAAGGAUUUACCAGAGCAGUUUACAGCAUGUCGAAAGAGUGUAUUUUCAUCCGAUUCGCAAACGAUAUAUUUGGCAAAAUCAGGCCUAACCGUUGAUGUACUUAGACUACUUAUAAGUGAAGACGCUGUUGAUAUCGACUUUGAAAGUUCAAUAGACCUGAGUAAAACACUCAAAGGGCCUAUUUCGCAUAUGAUUUUGUCUGACUGUGGUAACUAUUUGGUAUGCGCUGAUAUUUGCUGUAAUAUCACAGUGUGGCGUCAAAAUAAGCGGAGUUGGUCGCAUCACAUCAACUUACCCAAAUACCAUGUGUCACCAGUCAGCAUUGCCAUACACAAAAACUCGCCAAAACUUGUGGCCGCAUUUGCCGAUGGCAAAAUAUUCGAAUAUCAUUUGGAAGAAAUGAAAUUCCUCUGCGCUACAACCACAUUAUUCUUGGAAAAUCAAGAUAGAUUCCCCAUCAAAAAUAUCGCUCCCGAUCCGAAUAACGAAGACAUUUUCACCGUGCAUAAUGAUACACACUUGUUUGUGCUUAAGAAGCAAUUGACACGUUCAAGUGGAAAUAAUUCGAAGCGGGCGAAGGCAUCAGUUGAUGAUGAUGAGGAAAAUGUGGCCAACUUGGUAUGCACUAGUCGUUUUAGCUAUGAACAUCUUCUUAACAUCAACUGGUUGAACGAUUCAGAACUGGUUGCCGUUGGCGUCAAUCCAAUUACAAUGAUCGCCCAGCUACCGUCAUCACUCAAGGAGAAGCGAUUUGGCGUAUCAUAAAUUAAAUAUAUAUUUUAAGGCUAGUUAUGACUUUAAACAAAAAUGAUGUUGAACGAAUCAUUCGGGUUGAAUAAAUGAUUAUGAUCAAAUGAUUCGAAA
This is a messenger RNA of Sitodiplosis mosellana (orange wheat blossom midge), 2387 nucleotides long. RefSeq names its product U3 small nucleolar RNA-associated protein 4 homolog (gene l(3)72Dn). Bases 201 to 2288 code for a protein of 695 amino acids. Gene Ontology annotation, biological process: maturation of SSU-rRNA from tricistronic rRNA transcript (SSU-rRNA, 5.8S rRNA, LSU-rRNA). The transcript is spliced from 5 exons. Gene Ontology annotation, molecular function: RNA binding; protein binding. The record is from RefSeq and is a predicted model, not a curated record. Gene Ontology annotation, cellular component: 90S preribosome; t-UTP complex; small-subunit processome. Lineage: Eukaryota; Metazoa; Arthropoda; Insecta; Diptera; Cecidomyiidae.